UCUCUUUUCUUGUUUAUCAACUUCGUUCAGUACCUGGACUCUCACCACUUGGGUUCGUAACUCAAACCCUCCCACUGUUUGGUCUUCCACCUGUCGUUUGCACCAUGUACAUCCAACGCAGUAUCUGGUCGCUCCAGUUCCUCCUCCUCGCAACAUAUGUGAGAGCUCAAAGCUCAAUCAAUAACUUGACACUAUCCUUCUCGGCCAACGACGGACAAGGUAACGUCACGUUCUCCACUGCCAGCGCGCCUUCGACCAUCGCAUGUUUCAACCUUGCCGACAUCUUCAACAACGACGGCAACGCAAGCAGCGCAUCUUCCUACGUGGUCUCCAACGCACAGAACUUCAACUCGCAGACCAACUACACGUCUCUGUUCUACCAACAGCUCAACACCAGCGUCAACGGCGACUCCAGCGGCAUCGGAACUGGCAAGGACGCCGCCAGAACUGUUGAGGUGUUCCCAGGAGAAGACUGUCGCGAGACGGGUGGGUUGUCAUGGUAUGGAUUCAGCUGUCAGAAUGAAGACGGAGAGAGAUAUGUCAUUCCCGGUGGUGUACAGAGCUUCUCCAUCGUGAGCAAAGCCGAGUCCGUCAAACAAGAACAUUGCUGGGUGUUGUCAGAGAGAGGAUCUGCCUCGAACAAUUUCAAGGGCUGCUUUGCAGCAGUGAUGGCUGCCGCUUUGACUGGUACGCUUCUGGUUUUGGGAUGAUAGAGGAGACAAGGGACCAUACAUGUAGAUGUUGGGAUAACAUCGGGCAUUGAGCCAACCCUUUAUGUGUUUCGUCGCGAAGAGCCUGUUUUUCACAACGUAUUGGCCUUUUACCAACAGUGCUAAGCUAAACACAUGCUAGGAUAACCAGAAAUGUCAUCGCGAUCAGUCACCAAUCUUGUUCUUGCGCGGAGACGUUCGAAAACAAUCGCACUAUACUCUUCAAUAGUUCAAAGAUUCACUCAGGCGCAGUCGCCUAGACGAGGAUCUGGAGAGCUUUGCAGUCAUCAAGUUU
Messenger RNA from Aureobasidium pullulans EXF-150, 1005 nucleotides. RefSeq lists its product as uncharacterized. The coding region runs from base 105 to 710 and encodes 201 amino acids. Lineage: Eukaryota; Fungi; Ascomycota; Dothideomycetes; Dothideales; Saccotheciaceae. The transcript has 2 exons. The record is from RefSeq and is a predicted model, not a curated record.